CUUGUCAAAAUGACGAUUGUUUCGACAUCCUGUUUUACCGUCAAUAUGUUUUACGUGUAACAACUACGUUAUUUUGUUGUUUUAAACAAAUAUUUGAAGUUUUGAUAACAAAUCAAUGAGUACUUCAAGUUCAACGCCUCCUGAUGGGGAAGGGGAUCCCAAACAGACACCUCCUGAUGAAACAGAAGGGUUAUAUGAAUGUAACAUUUGUCUGGAUACAGCGAAAGACCCAGUUGUCAGCAUGUGUGGACAUUUGUUUUGCUGGCCAUGUUUACACCAGUGGCUAGAAACAAGACCCAACCGACAGACAUGUCCAGUAUGCAAGGCUGGCACGGGCAAAGACAAAGUCAUUCCCAUAUACGGUAGAGGAAAUGCAAAAGCAGAAGAUCCAAGAGAAAAGCUUCCGCCCAGACCUGCAGGACAAAGGACAGAACCAGAUGCCCCCGGGGGUUUCAAUGGGUUUGGAUUUGGUGAUGGUGGAUUCCAGUUUUCCUUUGGUAUUGGUGCCUUUCCUUUUGGUUUGUUUGCUCAGACGUUCAACUUCAAUGAUGGCAGGCCUAGUCCUCCUCCACAGAAUUCUCCUCAGCAAGCGGAAGAACAGUUUUUGUCUCGUGUGUUUCUCUGGGUAGCAAUAGUCUUCAUUGUGUGGCUGUUGUUGGCAUGACUGCCAGUUGUGGAAACCUCUGACCCUGCCUUUGGCCAGAUGUUUCCUGCAUCGGAACUUGUUAGCCCUGUAAUAUAGACUGUCUGUAUUGGUUCCAACCUAUUUAAGUCUGGCAUAGAUAUGUAUUUGAAUACAAGAUGGAUGAGUGGGGUGGAUGGGGGUCUGUGAGUUCCAUGACUAGCUGAUUAGUAUUUUUCAGGGCAGAGAUUGGAUUUAUUUUAUUUAUUCAGGGCUGAUCCUUCUAACACAUUAUUUGAUGACUGGACAUGGUCCAUUGCUUGCAACUUUAUAUGUAGCUAAUACUUUGAUUAGUCAGGUAGGGUAACAGGUGAUAAUUGGUUGAGGUAGUGUUUGAAGGGACUGUUGGAGUUUGCUGUCAUUGUAUCAUGUAGACCCUGAACAAACUGGAAUCCUGUCAAAACCGGCCAAGUUUCACAGUCCCAAAUUUUUUAAUUCUAAAAUGCGACCCUCUAAAUACCAGAUCCUGUCUACAUUGAAUGAAUAUUAGGUCCCCGGUGUUAUCUGGUUAAUUUCUAAACACCGGAUCUUGUCUACAGUGAAUAAAUAUUAGGUCCCCGGCGUGAUCUGGUUAAUUUCUAAACACCGGAUCUGUCUACAGUGAAUAAAUAUUAGGUCCCCGGCGUGAUCUGGUUAAUUUCUAUAAGGCAGUAAAAUGAAAAAUGACUGCUACAAAUAUUAGCACACAACCACAAACACAUUGGAUUUAGAAACUGGUUUUCUAGAGAGGAAAUGUUUUUAAUAUAUAAUUUUUGUCGUCAGAAAGACGGUUAGUUGGAAAUAUUUUACAAUGGCAGCCAAUUCAGGAUAGCUCCUUUAAGCAGAAAUUGGAAAACCUUUCAAAGUUUUUAUGGCCAAUUACUACAUGCAUCUGUAGUUUAAUUCCUAUUAGUAUUAUUGAUCACAUUUAAGUGAAUCUAUACAUCGAGAACUGACAACCUUGAACCAAAACUGGUUAUGUCCAAAGUCAUGAGUUUUAGAAAAACAUGUUUUAAUGUUUUAUCAUUCAGAAAAGUCGCAAACGAAAGCAAUUUAUAUUUUUAAAAUUAUGUGGCUUUUCUCAACUCCUAUGGUCCCUCAAAAGCCUUUAUAAUUUUUUUUUAGAAAAAUGUGAAAUAGUAAUUUUUGCAAAGAGUGGACAUGAAUGUUUCUGUUUGUCAGCCCACAAUCAGGUGUAUGUAUAGGAAUUUAUGUGUGUCUUGGGGGGUUGGAUUCCAAAAUGUGGUGAGCGAAGGUUAUAGGGGGUACUGAGUCGUUUUUCCCAAGAAAAUACAUUUUUAUACAUUAAAGAAAAAGAAAAUUGCUGGAGAAGAGGGCAUUUUAAUGCUCAAUCCUCUCUCCCCCCCCCCCCCCCCCCCCCCCACACACACACACACACACAUGCCUGGUGAUAUAUAUCUUUUGUUGAACUCUUGCUUAUUCUCUGGCAUUAUACCAUUUGAAUUUGUUUUAUUUGCAAUGUAAAAUUUAUAGUGUCUUAGUACCCCAAAUAUGAACUCUACAAUAACCAAUGGGCCUAAUUACAUCUUUGUGAAACUUUUUAUUUGAUUAAGAUGUGGGUGCACAGUAGUGUGUGUAUCCAAGGACAGCAAUGCAAGUCAUUUGGGUUCUAUUAAGUGGAAUGUGUUCAAAAGUACACACAUAAUUAACCUUGUUGAUGAACAAGGUGUCAUUUCCUGCUGCAAACAGUUGAUCUUAUGGUAUAGUUUGAUACCUUUCUAGUCAUGGUAAUAUCAGGGAAUUUAAAAUAAAAAAAAGAGGAAAAAUAAGGGAAGAUUUGGAAACUUGGACUGAACUAACUUGAAUAUGUGCUAACAUAUUUUAUGGUUAAUGUUUGUAAUUGGUAUCACAGUACCAUAAUUGUGUAAUAUUAACUAAAGUAAUUGCAUGUCAGUAGUGUGAGGGGGGUUGGAGGUUUAAAUGAAGCCCCUAAAAUUAUUUUAAUCUUAUAAAAUAUUUUCCAUUUUAAAUCUUAAAUUGCACCUACAUGUGAAAUAACCCUAAGUCCUACAUACACAAGGGUCAAAGAUGACCCCAUACAGAGAAGUCAACACCAAAAUUGGUUUUAGUUUGCUCCACUAGUGAAAAUCACAGAAUCCCUCAUAUCAAGAUACAACUAAUACAUGCAGGCUUGAGUUGUUUUAUAAUUUAAUUUUCUUGGGCGAUCUCCCAACUUGAGUCGUAAUUGAAUGCCAUUUUAACAGCAAAUUAAGCAAAUAACCUUGGUUUGGUGAGCUGAAAUUAGGGGAAAACCCUGAAGAUGUACACUAGCCAUAUUUUGGUGUUGUUUUGUCUUCCCACCCCCACAGUAUUAUGGUUGAACUAGCUGCCAUUAUUCAUGGACCAGUUCAUCAAAGACAUCUCCAUUAAAAAAAAACCUACUGGGAUACAGAUGAAAUCCAAUAUGGUCUCCAGAUGGGAUUAUAACGGGUUUGGAAAUAUGGAUAUUGUUUCUUUGUCUAUAAUGGGGGUUUAUUCAAAUGGUAUUUUUAUAUUACCUUCAGGUAUGAUACUGGAGGUGCCAACCUUUACUUUUAUUUUCAGUAUUUUCCAUAAUUAGGGAAUGUUUUUUUGUCUUUUCAGCCUUCUCAAAAAAAGACUUCAAACUUUUUUUUUCAUUCAGUAAUGCCAUGUUUCUUUCAAGUAUUCAGUUUACCUCUGUCUUAUAUUAAUCUUCAUUUCUUUUCUAAAUACAUUGUACUUACUAUAAACAUCAAAUUGCCAGAGAAUAGUUUUCAAAAUUAUUAAGUUAUUUUAUUGCAACAGCCACAAAAAGUUAUAUCCUACUGAUGGUGUAUAUACAGUGAAACCCCCCUAAACCGGACACCCUCAGCACCAAGUAAAAUGUCCAGUUUAAAGAGGUUCUUUUUUAUGCCAUGAAAAAUGUUCGGUUUUGAGAGAAUUCUGGUUUACAGAGGGUCUGGUUUUGAGAGGUUUCACUGUACUACAUAUUAUUAUAAUGUUACUCAGACGUUUUUAUGUUCUGUUGGCUGACAAAAUUACCCUAUAUACAUUGCAUGAUGUCAUGCAUGCUGCCAAUUGCAUUCUAAGGAAACAGACUUGUUUGUCAUCUGUCAAGUCUUGUCUAAAUGUCAUCUUGUGGACCAGCAACCAUGGCUAGCAUGAUUAAGUUUCAUCAUUAAAUAAUGUUGAUGAAAAUAUGCAGCUGUCUUUAAGAUUUCUUUUUUCCCUAAUGCUAUACACAGGAAUUUCUUAAUGUAUACAAGUGUACAUGCCUUUUGUAGGCCUACUUUAUUAAACGGGUGGAUCAAGAGGGAAGACUCGGAGAGAGUAUACUCAUCCUCCCCCUUCAUCCAGAGGGCUGCAUGUGCCCUAGUACAAUGUCUUCAAUCAACAAUUGUAUUAUCAGUUUCAACACACAAAAAACAGUGCACAUGUAUAUAUCAAUUUAAGAUAAAAUACAUUGUAUUGAUCAAACUCUUAUGGCAAAAACAAGGACAUGUAUAUAAUUUAAUUAUGUACACUUUUGUGAGCAGUAAUCACCCAACCCCAAAGUGAUUAUAAUUUUAUUUUAAGAUGUUUCUUGUUUAGACAGGAAAUAUAAUACAACUUGUUACAGCAUAAUGUAGUAAUUGUACAUGUAUUGGGGGUCAUUCACAAUUACAAUUUUCACAUUGUACAAACUGUAUGCAGGGGGAGGGUGUUAAUCUCAGCAUGCACUUUUAAAUUUUAACAAAUAUUCCUUGCAAUAUCAGUAUUUUUAUAUAGGAAAGUGGAGGGCAUACAAAUUACCUGGCGAUGAAUCUGGUAUUAUACUAUUGCUGUAAUAUUGUUAGUUUUUACCUGUAUAUAUGUACUGGCAUCUUGUGCAAUUUGAUAUAAAAACUACAGGCCAAAUGUACAAAGCCUGUUUUUGUCUUACACGCUUGUAUCUAAUUACAUUUAGAAUGCUUAUAAACCUUCGUUUAAGAAAAAAAGGCUUCGUAAAUUCAACCCUUCAUGUGACCUACAAGUUAGUUUGUAUGUUAGGAGAUGCGAUCUAGGAUUUUAUAAUAGAGGGGUCCAUAACAAUAAUGUUGUUUGGAGGGGUUGAUAAAUAAAACUCCGCUCUUUGUACAAAGAUGAAAUUAAUGACUUGGCAGAAAUAUCUGGUUGGAAUUGUAAUUGCAUACAAUUGUUUACAAAAUUUAGUAUGGCUCAUCAGUAGAAAUGAAAAUGUGUUUAUUAUGUACAAUAUUUCUGCUCUUGUAUUUUAUAUUAAUGCCAAUCUGCAUGUGAUUAUUAUUUGGUUUGUUUUUUAAUAAAUGGAAAAAAAAUGUAAAUUGCAUAUCCGUACAUGUCUUAAUAGUGUAUGUUUUUUUUUUCUUUGAAAUCAUCAGCUCUUACUAAAAUAAUAAUGUUUUUAUAGAAGCCUUGCAUUAUGUCUUUCUGAAAUGCUAAACACUGAGAAAUAGAACAUGAUGGUAAAAUAAUACAAAAUACAUGUAUCAAUAUUAAAGCCACUACUUCACAAGUGACAGUGAAAAUAUCUUUAUAUACACGAAUGUUGGAUAUUUUCUGAAAGAUUGAAUUUAAUGUUUUCAAUUAACUAAAUAUCAACUUAUAAAAAAUAAUGUUCCUAAUUUGUGAUUCUUACAUAAAGUUUAUUGAUAGCCAUGUUUUACAGUGGUAUUUGACUAACAAUAAACACAUUUUUACAUUUUAUAAUGUUAGAUGUAAAUUAAUUAAAACUUUUUAUAUAUUUAAGAAAAAAAGAUUUAAAAAACAAACUGGCCCACUUUCCAUUAGCACUAUUUUGCACGCGAGUUAUUGAUACAUUGCAUAGUACCUGUUCCAUAUACGUGAUUCCGUGUGCGGGAAUUCAGUGCUCUGAAAAAAAAGAUCUAUGAGCGAUUUUUCCGAAAACAAAUUUUUCAGCGUGGUGGAGUCGUAAUGUGAAGCAUUAACUUUCGGCUUAGAGUACACUCCGACAACGUAAAAUUUUGUAUAGUGGAAAAGCUUAUUUCUGUUCGCGGAAACGCGCAAGAUAAAACACAUACAGAAUCGUGUUAAUGGAAAGCGGGCUUAAUAGGGGACAAGGCAGAUAAUAAGGCAAUCAUUUUAGUGAUAUCAACCUUCCUGGCAUAAGACUUUUGGUUGAAAAUAGGAUCUUUUAAAAAGAGAACUGAAGUUGUGUUUUGUACAUAUUUAUGCAUUUGUAUAAAGCUUUCUACUGGAUGAUGCUCAAAUACUGUAAUAUUACCAUUAAACUAAAAUGGACUUGUUUGUGAUAUCAUGUGACAUGUGCAGAUGUGUGACUUAUCUGUUUUUUAUCCCUUCAGGAUUAUCCAUAUAUCUGGGUCAGCUGGUGUCUAUUUUCAGAAGGUCUGUUAAAGUUCUACUUCUCAGAAGGUCUGCUUAUCCUAACCCUGACUAUGACCUAAACCCUGACCCAGACCCUACUGUCACUGUAUUCGAAACUGUGUUCAUGAAUAGUGUGUGAUUUGAGAACAGCAACAUGUUGUUGCCUCAUCGAAAUAUUUAGGAAUAUAUUCCCUGCAUCAGAUCAUUUGUUUAAUACACAGUAUAUGUAUCGAAUGUUGCAGUGACAUACACAAAAACACAGGAAAUAACAACUGAACAGUUUAUUAUAAAUGAUGUAACAUUUAUACAUUACUCAUAAAGUUCUGAAGUAGCGGACCUACAGAGUAAGAGGACGACCCCGUGUCAAUCCUUGGACGUGUCUCAUGUUUUAAAACUCUCUUCUAGGAAUAACUUCCAGGUGUUCUAGGGGCAGAUCCAGGAAAUAUUAUUUUGGGGUAUGGGCUAAUGGAAAAAGGGCAGCACAAUGUAAUUUGUUUUAAAAAGCCAGGGGAAAAAAAGGCACUUGAAUUUAUUUAGGCAGGAUGGGUUCCUUGUCCCCCCUCCCUGGAUCCGCCUCUAGGUUAAAUCUUGAGUCAGGUGAACAAAUGGUUUUCUUUGUUUUGUUUUAAAAAACAAGAAUAAUCCUAGACUACAGUCUGAUAGAAUAUUAAAUAUAUGAUUAUUCAAUCUUGGAAGCAUAAUUAUUAUCAAAUGUAUGAAAAGUCAUUGUAUACAGCUAUUAUGUACAUAGACCUGCCUGUAUAUUUAAUUAGUGGAAUAUUAAUAUUGUAUGUCAUGUACUAGUCCUGUACCAGUAUACUCGUUUAUCAGUAAACAGUAAAUGAUUCA
This is a messenger RNA of Gigantopelta aegis, 6835 nucleotides long. RefSeq names its product E3 ubiquitin-protein ligase RNF185-like. Lineage: Eukaryota; Metazoa; Mollusca; Gastropoda; Neomphalida; Peltospiridae. Gene Ontology annotation, molecular function: metal ion binding; ubiquitin protein ligase activity; ubiquitin-like protein conjugating enzyme binding. Gene Ontology annotation, cellular component: endoplasmic reticulum. Gene Ontology annotation, biological process: ubiquitin-dependent protein catabolic process. The coding region runs from base 116 to 664 and encodes 182 amino acids. The transcript is spliced from 5 exons. The record is from RefSeq and is a predicted model, not a curated record.